Molecule: messenger RNA, 1636 nt
Organism: Impatiens glandulifera
Lineage: Eukaryota; Viridiplantae; Streptophyta; Magnoliopsida; Ericales; Balsaminaceae
Exons: 5
Coding region: 49-1446 (465 amino acids)
Molecular function (GO): protein binding
Source: RefSeq, a predicted model, not a curated record
AUUCACUUAUCAUUAUCUCUCUUCUCUCCUUCUCCGGCGAAGGCGGAGAUGACAACGACGAAGACGACGACGACGGUCGCUGUUAAGAGCGUGUGGGGCACGUGGGAGGAGCUCAUCCUCGGAGGCGCUGUUCUCCGACACGGUCCACAAUCCUGGGACCUCGUUUCUUCCGAACUUCGUUCUCGAACCGUUUCUCCUUUCAACUUUACGCCCGAGGCUUGCAAGGCUAAGUAUGAUGACUUGCAAAAACAGUAUGAUGGAUGCACAACUUUGCUUGAAGAACUAAGAAAGAGACGAGUGACACAGUUGAAGCAGGAGUUAGAGGAAUCCGAAGGCUCAAUUUGUUCACUUGAGUUAAAACUUCAAUGUCUGAAGUCUGAGAAAGGGGAUUCCAACCAUAGCCAGGUUCACUACAGUUCUUGUGAGACCAAUUCACUUGUCGUCGUACCUUUGCUGAAAUCGGAGCAUAUAGAAUCAUCUGUCAAAGAGGCAUCUAAUGAAGUCUUAUCAACUAGUAGUUUCAGUCGGGAUAUAAAGAAAGACUUGGAAUUCACCGAGCAAAACAAAUCUCUUAAAACACUUCAAAAGAGGAGGGGUAAGAGAAAAAGGAGGGAAAUUUGCGACGAUAAUGCCAGAGAUUCAGUUGUCAAUAGUAAAAUUCCUAAUGGGAAAGAAAUGCCUGUAAAAAGUAACUCUAUUAAUGACAGUGAAAACUUGGCCUCAACAACGGCUAGCUCUAUGACCUCCGGAAGAAACAAAGUUGAGUCCAAACACGACGACUUACUUGCAACUUUUGACUCCAUUGCCCUUAACAAACAUGGGAAGGUCUUCCAACACCGGCUCGACACUCAAAAAACAUCAAGAUACAGAAGGACUAUAAGACAGCAUAUGGAUUUCGACACGAUAAAAGCAAGGCUAGCCGGCUCUUCCAUUCUAUCAAUGGAAAAGCUCUUUCGAGACAUGCUCUUGGUAGCCAACAAUGCUAUAGCUUAUUAUUCAAGAAAGAUGCCAGAGUAUAAUAGUGCGGUUUUGCUUAGAGAAAUGAUAACCGAAGCUUAUGAGCAGCAUUUAAUAAACAAUAGCACAAGCAACAACAUCUCAUCAUCCUCAAUGGAGUUAUUUCCCUCCUCAAUAUAUAACCCACCAGUGAGACCACGCAGUUCUCGUCCUCGCAAUCCAAGAGUGCUGAACCAAGCGCCCAAUUUCAAUAGUUUUUUUGGGAUAACAGCCCGAAGAGAUGAAAAAACUAGUAAUAACAAUGUUGACAUUGUUGAUAAAACUGAUGAAAGACGUGAAAGGCUGAAGAUUGCUGGAAGAAGUGCGCAAAGUUGCAAAAAGGUUGGUAAGUCGACAUCAUCUCUUAGCCAAAAUUGUAGAAAAGUUAACCAAUCUGGUUCGACGAAGAAACUCGGGGAAACGCUUAAAAAGAUGGUAAGGAAAAAGUGAGAUAUAUUUGACUUGGUUUCUUAGUAUUCUUUUUUACAUAGUUUUUUCUUUUAGUUUCUCAUAUUGACAAUAGGACUGUAGAUAAAGUUUCAGAUUUUGAUAAUACUUUGUGAGUAUUGUUAUUAGAAUAUGAGGCAAAACCAACUUAUGCUGUGAAUAUGACAUGAGAAAAGGCUUUCAUUUCUUAUGU